AUUAUAUAAUAGAUGUAAGCAGCACUCCCCCAUUUGACUAAAGGAAGCAUUGACAUAAGCGUAUGCCCACGUGGUAUGUGUGUGGGUGUGCACAUUUGUACAGUUAUUUGUUUAAUUUUUCUUCGCACUUUUUAUUGUUGUGGCCACACAAGGCUAGUGACUAUGGCAGCUAGCGAAAGUAGCGCUCGACCGACGCGGCGUCGGAAGGCGCUAACCAAGCCAAAUAUCCUUGCGUACGGCAGCGUGGUCAGCUCAGUUCGUGUCACGAUUUUAGCGUAGCCACAACAAUGUCGCUGAUUGUCGCACGCGCCAAAUAACUUUGCCAAUUAUCGAUUUUCACUUAAUAAUUUUGACUGGUGGCCAUUAAAAAUCGCAAACAAACCGUCCGAACUAUGCUCUAUGGGCGAGCAUUUCGAGUUUCGGUGGAUUAGCGCACACUUAAAAAUCGAAGUUCAUUGUGUGCCGAUGUGUAAUAGAAUCUCAAAACGGAGCAUAUAAAGUUAUUUUGAAAUAUUUUGAAAGACCAGUGACAGUGUUUGCCGCACACAUUGUUGUUCUAUGAGUAUGCUGGGUUUCGUGUAUCUCUUCUUGAUACUCGGCUGGAUUCUGAUUGUGUUGUUUCUCAAGUGCAAAAAGUCGAUCACACCACAUUUCGCCUUCACCGAGCACUACACGGACGCAAUAGCGGCGGGUCGUCGGCCAUCAGUUCAUAUCAUAGAAUUACCACCAGACGAAAUGGAUAACGAAGAACAAUUUUUAGACUCAUAUCAUCAGCAGAGUAACAGCUUGCGAAGGCAUUCGAAUCGUUCGCAACGUUCGACGCUGCCCGAUGAGCGCAUUAUAGAAACCACAUAUCCCACAGAUGCGGUUGUGAAUCCAGCGUAUAUGCACGACGAGGAAUACAUCAUCAAUGAUAAUUCCACACAAUAUGCACAAACACAAGUAAACUCACGGGUGGAAACGCCACCACCUUCAUAUGAGGAAGUUAUGCGCCAACCGGAGGUGUAUCCCAAAGUACACCAAAGCACGAGUAAAGUGAGUGACGCUAAUAUUUAAGACCCACCGUCGCGCUGCAUCCCUCCGGUUUCUCUUUUACUAGACGGACAGUGUGUGCGCUCGACAAAGUUAUGGGUUACCUCUGUGCGUUGAGUGUGGUGCGAAUCUAAAACGCGUGGUACAUGUGCCUGCAUAUACAUACAUACACAUAUGUGCACAUGAGUGUACAUAGAACCUUCAGCUGUGAUUUUAUACAUAAUAUAAUACAAGUUUAAAUUUUUAUAAAUGUCAAAUGUGGUUUAAAUAUAUAUAAUAAAUGGUAAUGAAGUCUGCAUUGAUCCGUCUAAGAUCCGCUUGCGAGAGAGAGAAAUACGUGUAAAUGAAAGAUUAGUUGUCGCUUGUAAAAUAUUUUUUUAUUUAUUUGUAUCAACUUUAUCCACUAAGAAACUUAA
Bactrocera oleae (olive fruit fly) is the source of this 1448-nucleotide messenger RNA. RefSeq lists its product as uncharacterized. Lineage: Eukaryota; Metazoa; Arthropoda; Insecta; Diptera; Tephritidae. The record is from RefSeq and is a predicted model, not a curated record.